Molecule: messenger RNA, 3577 nt
Organism: Calidris pugnax (ruff)
Lineage: Eukaryota; Metazoa; Chordata; Aves; Charadriiformes; Scolopacidae
Gene: ZBTB35
Product: zinc finger protein 131
Exons: 7
Coding region: 120-1973 (617 amino acids)
Biological process (GO): regulation of transcription by RNA polymerase II
Cellular component (GO): nucleus
Molecular function (GO): DNA-binding transcription factor activity, RNA polymerase II-specific; RNA polymerase II cis-regulatory region sequence-specific DNA binding; protein binding
Source: RefSeq, a predicted model, not a curated record
AAUGCGAGUCGCGAUUGGCCGGCACCCGCCCCGCUUUCCAGCGCGCUGGGGAGCAGGAAGCGGCCGCGGCGGAGCGAGCACGGCGGGGCGAGCGGCUUCUCGAGACUAGUCCUUUUGCCAUGGAAGCCGAGGAAACGAUGGAAUGUAUCCAGGAAUUCCCUGAACACUAUAAAGUCAUUUUGGAUAGACUGAAUGAACAACGUGAGCAGGACCAGUUUACGGAUAUCACACUGAUUGUCGAUGGUCACCAUUUCAAAGCUCAUAAGGCUGUUCUUGCUGCCUGCAGCCAGUUCUUCUACAAAUUCUUCCAAGAUUUCACUCAGGAGCCCUUGGUGGAGAUUGAAGGUGUAAGUAACAUGGCAUUUCGUCACCUAAUUGAGUUCACCUAUACAGCAAAACUAAUGGUCCAAGGUGAGGAAGAAGCCAAUGAUGUUUGGAAAGCAGCUGAGUAUCUACAGAUGUUAGAAGCGAUCAAAGCACUUGAAAUCAGGAACAAAGAAAAUUCAUCACCCUUAGAAUCAAAUCAAGCACAAGGCAAAAGUAAACCAAAAAAGAGGAAGAUAGCUGAAACCUCUAAUGUUAUCACAGAAACACUGCCAUCUGCAGAAUCGGAGCCUGUUGAAAUUGAGGUUGAGAUUGCUGAAGGGACAAUUGAAGUAGAAGAUGACAGCAUCGAAACACUUGAAGAAGUAGCUUCUGCAGAGCAAUCCAUAAAGUACAUCCAGACAACGGGUACAUCAGAUGAAUCUGCUUUGGCUCUUUUGGCAGAUAUCACCAGCAAGUAUCGUCAGGGAGAGAGAAAAUGCCAGAUCCAAGAAGAAGGUGAUAGUGCAACUGAUCCCUCGUGCAAACAGGUAGAAGGUAUUGAAAUUGUGGAACUUCAGCUGUCACACGUGAACAAUUUAUUCCACUGUGAGAAAUGUAACCGUUCGUUUAAAUUGUUUUACCAUUUUAAGGAACACAUGAAAACACACUCUACAGAGAGUUACAAGUGUGACAUAUGCAAUAAAAGGUACCUACGAGAGAGUGCUUUGAAACAGCACCUCACCUGUUACCACCUUGAUGAAGGUGGUGCCAGCAAGAAGCAAAGACCUGGCAAGAAAAUACAUAUAUGCCAGUAUUGUGAUAAGCAGUUUGACCACUUCGGGCAUUUUAAGGAGCACCUCCGGAAGCACACAGGUGAAAAACCGUUUGAAUGUCCAAACUGCCACGAACGUUUUGCUAGGAAUAGCACGCUCAAAUGUCACCUGACGGCCUGUCAGUCUGGAGCUGGAGCCAAAAAGGGAAGGAAGAAGCUGUACGAAUGUCAGGUUUGCAACAGUGUGUUUAACAGCUGGGAUCAAUUCAAGGAUCACUUGGUAAUACACACCGGUGACAAACCCAACCACUGUACUUUAUGUGAUCUGUGGUUUAUGCAAGGCAGUGAGCUGAGAAGGCAUCUCAAAGAAAUGCACAAUAUUUCAGAACGAAUAGUGGCAGAAGAGGUUCUUCCAGUGGAAGCUGUGGAAGCUGAACCAGUAACAUCAAUGACUAUAAUAGAACAAGUGGAGCAAGUUCAUGUCCUACCAGUAAUUCAGGUACAAGUGGAUCCUGCACAGGUGACUGUGGAACAGAUGCACCAGGAUCUCAUACAGGACAAUCAAGUGAAAGGCACACAGAUAGAUGAACUGCAAGAACAGGUGCAAAUUAGCUACUUGGAAGUUGAACAUAUUCAGACUGAACAAGGAGCUGAAGUUCACGUGGAGCAGUUACAUGUUGAGCACGUAAAUCAAAUACAGAUGGAAGAAGUUCAGGCAGAACUUAUAGAUGGAACAGACCUCGAACAAGUAGAAUAUGAAAGUGUUGAUCAAAGAGAAGCGGAAGAAAAGGAACCUAAUCAAGUAGAUGAUGCAGAUAAGGAAGAUCAGGAACAAGCCGAAGACUUAAAAACUCAACAAUUAGUGGACACACAGAAUGAAAAGGUGGAUGACUAGGACAGAUAAUGACACUGCAGGUUCAAGAAUGAAAUACCAAAUUAUUUUUGUUAACUUUUACAUUGGUUUUUGCACCACGAGUGCUCACCUUUCCAAUAUGCUUUCCAGUAUGUCCUUAGGAAGCUGGACAAGUGGACCAAAAUUAGCCUUCUUCAUGAACAACUAAUCUUCUCUCAUGUGAAAAAUAACUUUCCCAUUCAUGUAAUACCAUGGAACAGAAACUACGGCAGACAGGGACAGCUUUGUGAGGAUUUUAAUAGUGAAUAGCUUGUAUCAUUGUUACCCCAUCCCUGGGUAUAUGUGAGGGUAAGUUCACCUCUUUUCCUCUUGCAACAGAAGCAAACUCCUGUAACAGAAUGGCAGAGUGUCUCCGGCAGAAGAAUCAGUAAAAUCUGGUGGGUUCUGUUGUAAGUGGCAAUUGGGUACUUCUGAAUUUUCGGAUUAGACUGUUUGCUGUGUCCUAACAGCGGUCCCUGACUUUCAAGCUGGGGAAAAAACAUUGUUGCUGGAGGUCCCUGAGCACAAAAAUCCUGUGCCUUUUCAACACUGACUGGUUAAAUAUCCACAAAGUUCCUAGAGUGUUCAAGAACUUAGUUCAGUAAAAGGCAAUGUAGGUGAUGUUAUAGUGCUUUAUAUUUUUGCUUAAAACUGUCAGCUACUGGUUUUUAUUUUCUUGCAUUAAAUUUAGAGACAGGGGGCUGAGGGAGGAAACAGAUUCCGUGUCGAGGCAGCGGGACACUCUAAAAGGAACACUUUAAAUAGGAAAAGCUCAGUACAAUCUGUGGUAAACAUGAGCUGGAAGAAAGCUACCAGCAGACUCUUCUUUUAUAAAUUGUCAUUUUUGAAAAUGAGUAUGUUUAAACAUAAAUACAUAGGAGACUUGUCUAUAUGGUAUCAGGUUCCUGGUUUUUUAAACCAAUUCUGACACUUGACACAAAGAUGUGCUAAACAUAAAAGUAAAAGCCAUAGGUAUGAGUGCUAAACUGUGGGUUGAAAAGUAGGACUGUAAAUAAUUUAAUCAAUAUUAGACAAUAAAACAAUACCAACCAUGAAAUGUUGCAUUAUUUGUUUCAUCCAAUAAAUUAGGAACAACUGAGUGAGCAGCAGUUACCGUGCCAGCUCUCUGUGGUAAGAAUCAAUCUCAUUUGUAAUAAAAUUAAUAGCUCUUUACAGUAAAGUUAGAUUUGUUUAGAAAAUCAUUGUCUAGUUCUUUGUUCAAGGAUGCUAAGGACUUCUAAUUCUCAAUUAUUGCCUUGAGACUAGAGGUUCUCCACACUUCUGAAAAACUUUCAAAGCCUUAACUGCAGGGAGGAAUUUUUGCAAGGAUGUUCCCUAAUACUUUUGGUAAUCUUGUAGAUCUUAGUUAAAAAUCAGGCUUUUCUAUUCAGUCUUUGAAUGCAGAUUUUUUUCCUGGGAUUUGUGCUUUUAUUUAGUCUCAUUCAAAAUGAUUCUUGUGUUUCAUCAUAGCCUUCGAGAAACUGUUGCAAAACAAACGUGGAUCUCAAUUAAAAUUUCAAACAAUUUGAUUAAUGUAACUUGCUUCCUUUUUUAUGGUAUUUUGUGUUUUCUGAGGUGCAAGUAGUAUGUGAUGAGAUACUAUGUAG